Molecule: messenger RNA, 2523 nt
Organism: Manduca sexta (tobacco hornworm)
Lineage: Eukaryota; Metazoa; Arthropoda; Insecta; Lepidoptera; Sphingidae
Exons: 2
Coding region: 1-2523 (840 amino acids)
Molecular function (GO): catalytic activity
Source: RefSeq, a predicted model, not a curated record
AUGAGGACAGGCUUCCCGGACAACGGUGGAAGCUCUAUUUGCGGCGACCAUCUUCGCAAGACGGCGGUCAUUGACUUCGAAUUGCAUAAAUUGAAUAUAGCAAUAGCUGCUCUUCAGGAAUGUAGACUUGCCGACGAGGGCUCCAUACGUGAGGAACACUAUACUUUCUUUUGGAAGGGUAAAAACGCCUCUGAAACUCGCGAACACGGAGUGGGUUUUGCAAUACGCAAUGACAUUCUAAAAUCGACCGAGGGCCCUAGAGGUAUCUCAGAACGCAUAAUAUCCUUGCGCAUGUCUACUUUCUCGGGUUUUGUGACCAUUCUAUCAGUAUAUGCACCCACUUUAACAUCUUCUACAGAAUCGAAAGAUCUUUUCUACGAUGAUUUAACGUCAACGGUCCGACAGAUUCCAUCUGGUGAUCGUCUUAUACUAUUAGGGGACUUCAAUGCUCGGGUAGGACAGGAUAAUAUAUCCUGGCCCGAAUGCCUAGGUAACCAUGGUAUUGGAAAAAUAAAUGAAAACGGCCAACGUCUUCUAGAGUUCUGUGCUCUAAACCUCUUAUGUGUUACUAACACCUACUUUAAAGGCAAAGCAUUACAUAAAGUCUCAUGGAAACAUCCAAGGUCGGGCCAUUGGCAUCAGCUAGAUCUUAUUCUGACUAAAAGAAACGACUUACGCGACAUAAAGCACACACGUUCGUUCCAUAGCGCAGAUUGUGAUACUGAUCACUCAUUGGUAGUUGCAAAAAUGUCCUUUGUACCAAAGAAAAUUUAUAAAUCUCGUACCCCAGCUAGAAAAAGACUAGACUUACCUAAAUUAGCCAACAAGGAACUGGUAGCACAAUUUAAUGAAGUAACAGAACGAAUUACAAGAUCAUGGAACCCUGAUACAUCAAUUUCAGAAGAUUGGACUAAUAUUCAGAACCUUCUUACACUUACUGCCGGGGAAGUAUUCGGUCACGUACAACGCCACCAAAAUGAUUGGUUCCAAACUAAUAUUGAAAAACUUAAGCCUCUAAUAGCCUCUAAGAAUUCAGCUGCAUUGAACUACCGUCUUAACCCUUCAAACUCUUCAAAAGAAAAGCUCAGAGCAACGAAAGCUAUGCUGCAACGUAAUACUCGCUAUUGCGCUAAUGCUUACUGGAUAGAGCUUUGCCAAAGCAUCCAGGAAUGCGCUUAUACUGGCAACAUAAGUGGCUUAUACUCGCGCAUCAAGAAAGCAGUAGGUCCUAUUCCCAAGAAAACAGCACCUCUCAAGGAGAUUGACGGUUCUGUCAUCACUGACAGAAAUCGUCAACUCAACCGUUGGGUGGAACAUUAUACCGAGCUGUAUUCUCGACCUGUGGACAUUGACGCCUCAGCUGUACAAAACUUCCCAAAGUUACCUAUGAUGGAAGAUCUCGAUGCUCUACCCACGGUUACUGAGUUCCACCUUGCCGUUAGUAAGUUAAAAUGUGAAAAAAGCCCGGGGAACGAUGGAAUCCCGACGGAACUGCUGAAGUUGGAAUGCGUGAUGCCGCUUUGUUACAAUCUGUUACUGAAGUGUUGGCGUGAGGGGCAGGUACCUCAGGAUAUGCGUGAUGCAAAUAUCGUCACUUUGUACAAAGGUAAAGGGGACCGCGGCAACUGUAACUCCUACCGUGGUAUAUCUUUACUCAGUAUCGUAGGCAAGUUGUUUGCUCGUGUCAUCCUGGGCAAACUACAAAAACUUGCUGACCGUAUUUAUCCUGAGGCGCAGUGUGGUUUCCGUGCUCACAGAUCUACUACGGACAUGAUAUUUACACUACGCCAGCUCCAGGAAAAAUGUAGGGAACAAAGAACCCCCUUAUUUAUUGCUUUUGUUGACCUGAAUAAAGCAUUUGACACUGUGAGCAGAGAAGGGUUAUACACAGCGUUAGAGAAGAUGGGUUGUCCACCAAAGUUGUUAUCGCUGAUAAAGUCUUUCCAUCAAGACAUGAACGACGUGCAUCUUAAGCAUUCUUUGUAUGGAUCUGAAUCCUGGACGUCAUAUAACAAACAAGAGCGAAAAUUAAACAACUUUCACAUGCGCUGUCUUCGGAGCAUCUUGGGUCUCACUUGGAAAGAUAGAGUCACAAACGAGAGCGUGUUAAGCACCGCACAGCUGCCUAGCAUAAUCGCGUUACUACGUCAGAGACGUCUGCGUUGGCUAGGGCAUGUGCAUCGCAUGGCCCCCAAUCGUUUGCCCAGGCAGAUACUUUUAGCCGAAGUAGCACAUGCUAAGCGCCCGGUAGGUCGCCCAAUACUUAGGUUUAAAGAUAGUGUGAAGCGGGACAUGGUAUCUUUUAACAUGGAUCCAACCAAGUGGGAGGAAGAGGCGGUGGACCGGGUCAGAUGGCGUAAAUCCGUAGCUGACGGUGUUUCCGCUCACGAUGAGGCCUGGUUUAAGCAGCUAGCCCACAAGCGCGAAAUUCGGCGCAACUACGCCGUUUUACCCCAUCAUACACAAAUACAGAAAUCCGCUGCCAAAACUGUGGUCGUAUCUUUCGGGCUAGAAUCGGUCUGA